UUUUGCGUGCGAAAGGGCAUUUGCGUCAGGUAUUCCUAGUCGUCUCCAUAUUGAAGUCUGUAGGGUUUUCUGUGUUUUCUUGUUACACUUUCUUGUAUGGUGACAUUUUGUGUUUAUUCAAGUUAUUAGACGAGCUGAGGUUAUCUGUAAAUGAAGUAGUCGGGGGAUAGAAUCGUGUUUCUUCUUUCAGAUGGAACAGAGCGGAAUCCUCAGUCUUUUGUUGUAUGAGUUAGGGUACCCCUUCCCUCUCCUCGCGUUUUAACGUGAGGCUGGUGGCAGUGGCCACCUCUGAGGGGCGGAAACGUUAGGUUUGUCUCACUUUGCUGCAGCAGUCAGGGGCUCGCAGCUAAGCAAGUGGUAUCUCUCUUACUACCGGGAAGGUGAACGGACGGUAUAGUGUACUAUUUUCUACCCAUUCUCGGUGGGAUCCCUUCCUUUCCAGAGAUCUCUUGGCAGUAGAGUGUUCCUUUUCUACCUUAAUAGACGUCUUUGUUUACAGUUUUUUUACAGAAAUUUUGUUGUACUUUUUUUUUUUUUUGUAAAAUGUUGCAUCAGGAAGUUCCGUUUUAAAUGGCACAUUUAGGAUAGUUUUUAAAUUUUCUUCAAUCCUGGGUACAUUUCAAAGAUGGCUUGGGCGCUGAAGUUGCCACUGGCGGAUGAAGUCAUCGAGUCUGGGUUGGUUCAGGACUUUGAUGCCAGUCUCUCUGGAAUUGGUCAGGAGCUUGGAGCUGGUGCAUAUAGUAUGAGCGAUGUACUUGCACUGCCUAUCUUUAAGCAAGAAGAAUCGAACUUGCCACCGGAAAAUGAAAAGAAGAUUCUUCCUUUUCAGUAUGUUCUUUGUGCUGCUACAUCCCCAGCUGUGAAACUCCAUGAUGAGACACUCACUUACCUCAAUCAGGGUCAGUCAUAUGAAAUACGUAUGCUUGAUAACAGGAAAAUGGGAGAGCUGCCAGAACUUACUGGCUGCUUGGUUAAAAGCAUAAUCAGAGUUGUGUUUCAUGACCGAAGACUACAGUACACUGAGCACCAACAGCUUGAAGGAUGGAGGUGGAACCGGCCAGGAGAUAGGAUUCUUGACAUAGAUAUUCCAAUGUCUGUGGGCAUAAUAGACCCCAGAGCAAACCCAACACAGCUAAACACAGUGGAGUUUCUGUGGGACCCUACUAAGCGAACCUCUGUGUUUAUUCAGGUGCACUGCAUUAGUACAGAGUUUACCAUGAGGAAGCAUGGCGGUGAGAAAGGAGUGCCUUUCCGAAUACAGAUAGACACAUUUAAGGAGAAUGAAAAUGGAGAGUACACAGAACAUCUUCACUCAGCUAGCUGUCAAUUUAAAGUCUUCAAGCCCAAAGGAGCUGAUAGAAAACAGAAGACAGACAGAGAAAAAAUGGAAAAGCGAACUCCACAGGAAAAGGAAAAGUAUCAGCCCUCAUAUGAAACAACAAUACUCACCGAGUGUUCACCAUGGCCUGAGGUCACGUACGUCAACAACACACCAUCUCCUGGCUUUAACAGUUCACAUAGCAGUUUUUCUGUUACUGAAAGACUCAGCUUGUCAGUCAGUGGGGAGGUUGAAAACCAGAAUAUGCGAUACAACGAUACGUCCGAGGCACACAGCAAUGGGUCUCCAAAUCACCAGCCUGAGCCUUCUUCCACUAUUACAGAUAAUUUGCUGCCAACAGCUACUCCACAGGAAGCCCAGCAGUGGCUUCUUCGAAAUAGAUUUGCUGCCUUCUCCCGGCUAUUCACCAACUUUUCAGGAUCAGACCUUUUGAAGUUAACAAGAGAUGAUGUAAUACAAAUUUGUGGUCCAGCAGAUGGAAUUCGACUUUUUAAUGCACUAAAGGGGCGGGUGGUACGGCCAAGGCUAACUAUUUAUGUGUGUCAGGAGUCACAGCAAGAUCAGCCACAUUCGAAACAUGAAAGCACAGAGCCAGCCAACAGCACUUUCUUUGUUUACCAUGCUAUUUAUUUGGAAGAGCUGACAACAAUAGAGUUAACGGAAAAGAUAGCUCAACUCUUCAACAUUUCCCCACGACAGAUAAGUCAGAUUUAUAAACGAGGACCCACAGGAAUACAUGUUCUUGUUAGUGAUGAGAUGAUAAUCAACUUUCAAGAUGAAUCUUGUUUCGUUCUGGACACAAUGAAAGCAGAAACAAAUGACAGCUACCACAUAAUUUUGAAGUGACAGCAGAGAGCAGCAAGCAGACAGGAUCCAGAAUUCAUCCCACAAGAUCGAUUGUCUGCAUUUCCCAGUGAAAUAAACCCGUAUGAAUGGGAGGUACCUGGCUUAAAAAAGUUAUAUUUCCCUCUGGUGACAGUUUGACAUACAUGGAGAACUGAUUUUAAUGCCAUCCAUGGGCGACAUGAUUACCUAUAUAUUUGCCAGUAGCAAUGCCAUACCCAUGCAUGGAAAACAUUUCUUUUAAUGCAAAGAACAUAUGUUCCUUUCCCACAAUUCCAUGAGAGCCAGUGCCGUAGUAAUGCUCACUGCCGUGUGAACUGUGCACUCUAGUCAGUAUUGUUGCCAGUUACCAAAGUCUAGAAACCAGUUUUAUGCAGUUGUUUGGCAGUCAGAAAAUAUUUUUGGCAGCUCUGCUCUUCACAGUGGCUAGGAAGAGUCAGCAUGUGACCAGCUUCUAAGCUGAAUGUCAUGAAUGCAAUGGAUCAUGAAAAAUCGAUUUGCUUUGUAAAAGCCAUGAACAGUUUCUCCGUGGAAAGUUUCUUGUAAAUACUAUUACUCAUUGUCUGCAAGCAGCAUUUUUUCUAAGAAGAAAAAAAGUUAAAAACGUAUGUCAUUUUGAAAAAAGAAUGGUAGCUUACCGAAGUCGUGGCCAUGGUGCACAAAAUAAAGCACACACACCCCUGAGGAGUGUGCAGUACAGGUUCAGUUUCAAAUUAUUAUGGAUUUAGUUGUUGUAAAGUGUUGUUCAAAAGUCCGUAUAUUUUAUGUCUCUUUCUGUAAUGGAUAAUGUAGGGGAAAUAAGUGCAAAAUAAUAUUUUUUUCAUAUGCAAUAAGUGAGUAAAAAAAAAUGCAGAUUUUUAACACAAAAAGACCUUGAUUGUUUUACUUUUGUAUUACUUUUUCUGGCCACCUGUAAAAGUUAUUUCAACAAAGACAUUGUCUAAAAAGUGAAUUUCCUUUUGGGUUGUUUAUAAAAUUAUUAAAAAAUGCAACAUUUUCAAA
This is a messenger RNA of Protopterus annectens (West African lungfish), 3184 nucleotides long. RefSeq names its product transcription factor CP2 (gene TFCP2). The record is from RefSeq and is a predicted model, not a curated record. Lineage: Eukaryota; Metazoa; Chordata; Ceratodontiformes; Protopteridae. Gene Ontology annotation, cellular component: nucleus. Gene Ontology annotation, molecular function: DNA-binding transcription activator activity, RNA polymerase II-specific; RNA polymerase II cis-regulatory region sequence-specific DNA binding. The transcript is spliced from 16 exons. Gene Ontology annotation, biological process: regulation of transcription by RNA polymerase II. Bases 626 to 2185 code for a protein of 519 amino acids.